This is a messenger RNA of Miscanthus lutarioriparius, 534 nucleotides long. The record is from the annotation of a GenBank genome assembly. Lineage: Eukaryota; Viridiplantae; Streptophyta; Magnoliopsida; Poales; Poaceae.
AUGGGGUUCCCGCUGGUGUGCUACUGCCUCCCCAUCCCGAAGCCGGUGAUCGCCUUCUGCAAGCUGCUCAGCGUCAUCAGGGACGCCGUCCUGCUGAUGCUCGCCGUCGUGGGGCUGUGCCGCUUCCCGCACGACGCCGCCGCGCGCGCCUCGGCGGAGGCCCACCGCCACCAGCCCGAGGAGGUGAAGAGCCGGCUCCCCGCCGUGGAGUACGCCCAGCUCCUGGCCGAGCAGCAGCAGCCGUCGUCGUCGUCCGGCGCCCACGCGGCGUGCCAGCAGUGCCGCGACCACGGAGGCGGCGAGGACGACGCGCCGGCUUGCAUCGUGUGCCUGGAGACGCUGGAGGCGACGGACGAGGUGCGGCGGCUGGGCAACUGCUCGCACGCCUUCCACCGGACCUGCAUCGACCGCUGGAUCGACCUCGGCCGGGCGACGUGCCCGCUGUGCCGGUCCGACCUCCUGCCGCGCCCGCGGGGCCGGGCCGGGCUGCUCGGGCUGGGCCGCCUCGCCACCUGUCUCACGCGCGUUUGGUGA